Messenger RNA from Exophiala oligosperma, 630 nucleotides. RefSeq lists its product as uncharacterized. Gene Ontology annotation, biological process: mRNA processing. Lineage: Eukaryota; Fungi; Ascomycota; Eurotiomycetes; Chaetothyriales; Herpotrichiellaceae. The transcript is spliced from 2 exons. The record is from RefSeq and is a predicted model, not a curated record. Bases 1 to 630 code for a protein of 209 amino acids. Gene Ontology annotation, cellular component: precatalytic spliceosome; catalytic step 2 spliceosome; Prp19 complex.
AUGUCUUUGGUACUGGAGUCUAACGAAUCACUGGCUUACAUCGAUCCAGAGCCUACAGCCGCUCAGAAGGAGAGAGCCAGAGUGCUGAUCGACAAAGAAUUACCUGCAGACUAUCUCACGACGCCGCAUCCCUCCCUCCCCCCUCUUCAUGAGACUAAGUUCUCCGAAUUGAUGUCAAAGGAACUCGAGCGGGUCGCCGUAGGUCAGCCGAUGCAGGGAGGGAUUGACAUGGGAAGAUAUGAAGCACCUGAAAAUGAGGACGUCGCAGACCUGGAUGUGCAGGCUAAGCGAUGUGCGCUACGGCAAGCGUAUGUUGCAAGCACCUUUCUCUCGGGGAGACAGGACAAUCUGCAACUCUUGGACGAGUAUGGCAAGAACGCUUGGCUCGUCAGCAACGACCGCAGCGAAGAGAUGCUCAAGGCUCUGGAGCGCACGUUGGCUAGACUCAAAUCUGAAACAGACGAUAUCAACAAGAGUCGCAAGGUCACCCAGGAGGCACACAAGGCGGAACUUUUCGGGCUGCAGGAUGCCUGGAGGCGAGGCAUUGGCCAGAUUCUCGAAAUCGAAGUCGCGACAGAAGAGCUACGGCACUUGAUUUAUGACCGGCAGCACCAACAACAUACGCGUUGA